AAACACUAGAUAAAUAUUAAUUUCUAUUUGUUUGAUAUAUCAAUCUUUUGUUUGAAGUUUGAACAAUAUAAAUAUUAGAAUUUUGAGAGAACAAUUCUAAAAAGAAAAUAUUAAAAAUCCAUUUCCUUUUCAAUAGUGAAGACACGUCAUCAUGAUAGUUACCGGCUACCACCAGUCACCGUAUCAAUACAGUUCGCAAACUAUUUAAACCGUUUGUUUUCUCCUCACUUCUUCGUCUCUCCCUCUUCUUCUACUGUACUCUCUCUGCAACAAUUUUUAUUGCAUUUAUACCCUCCUCUCCUUCUCUAAUUGCCAAAACCACCCUAAAUUUCAACCAAUUGCACUUUCAAACCACCAAUAUGUCUGUAGCCACUGAACCACCCGCCGCAGAAACCCGGCCCAUACUCGCUCCGACGUGUAACCGAGUUCCGACUUUCGAAGAUCGGAGGCGAAAAAAAGAGAUGGUGAAAAAGCCGGCGGAGAAGGCUAAAAAUGUAAUUUCGCAGUCGCCGGCGAAACCAGCCGCGGCUGCUGCAGCUGUUGUACGGAGCAGCGUUUCAGCGGACAGCUCUUCGGACUCUUCUUCCACUGCUUCUUCGUCCAGUGGCUCAAUUGUAAAUUCUGUUAAGAGUUUGAGCUCGAGGAGAACAAAAAUUCGUAACGGCGUUGCUAAAUCUGUGAAAAUUGGGCCUGAAGGAGUUGUAGCUCUAACCCUCUCCCCUGCGGUUCCGCUUCCUGUUAAACGAUGCGAUUGGAUCACGCCAAAUUCUGAACCACUUUAUACUUGUUUCCACGACGAGGAAUGGGGAACACCGGUGCAUGACGAUGUCAAGCUAUUUGAGCUGUUGGUUUUAUCACAAGCAUUGUCAGAACUAUCGUGGCCGUUGAUUCUUAGCAAGAGACCAAUAUUUAGAAAGCUUUUUGAUGAAUUUAAUCCAAAGUCAGUUGCAAAUCUUGAACCCGAAAGAUUGAUAUCAAUGAGAGUGCACGGCAGCAAAUUGCUCUCCGAACCGAAACUUCGUGCGAUCGUGGAGAAUGCUAAGCAGCUGAUCAAGAUCCAGCAAGAGUUCGGCUCGUUCAGCAACUACCUGUGGCGCUUCGUAAGCAACAAACCAAUAAGAACCGGUUUUCGCCACACACGCCAAGUACCAGCCAAAACACCGAAAUCGGAACUCAUAAGCAAAGAUCUCAUGCAGAGAGGCUUCUGCUGCGUGGGCCCCACAGUCGUGUACUCAUUCAUGCAAGUGUCUGGUGUAGUAAAUGAUCACCUCAUAACAUGCUUCAGAUACAACGAAUCCGAAAAACAAGGGAGCAGAACAAACACCUGACCAGGCUGUGGAGGAUUAAGACAAUGCACAUAUAUAUGAUGGAUCUAUGUCCUAAAAUCAAAUCUUAUUUACUCAUAUCUAAUAUAAUUAAUUACUAAUAUUAGUGUCACCGUUAUCUUUUGCAUUUAUUGUGGUUCAACUACUGUCAUCCUGUUUGCUGAUUUGUUUUUAGGGUAAAUUACGGCCACCACUGGGGUAAGAUUAAGU
Erythranthe guttata (spotted monkey flower) is the source of this 1535-nucleotide messenger RNA. RefSeq names its product DNA glycosylase superfamily protein. NCBI's taxonomy places the organism in Eukaryota, Viridiplantae, Streptophyta, Magnoliopsida, Lamiales, Phrymaceae. Gene Ontology annotation, biological process: base-excision repair. Gene Ontology annotation, molecular function: DNA-3-methyladenine glycosylase activity. The record is from RefSeq and is a predicted model, not a curated record.